Messenger RNA from Fibroporia radiculosa, 873 nucleotides. RefSeq lists its product as uncharacterized. Lineage: Eukaryota; Fungi; Basidiomycota; Agaricomycetes; Polyporales; Fibroporiaceae. The coding region runs from base 1 to 873 and encodes 290 amino acids. The record is from RefSeq and is a predicted model, not a curated record. The transcript has 3 exons.
AUGCUACAAGCCCCAAUUUUGCUCUCAUCUCCCAGCACUCCCUCCAGGUCUCCUCGCUUCCAUAACGUUUCCUGGAGCAACCCGCCACACAACUCCUCUCCUCUCGCAUGCGACACCUCCUCGCCCGUGUCCUCUCCAGGAGCCGACGCGUUCGCCCGCCGUCGUGGCCAAUACAAGCAACACACAGCCAGCUCUCCUACGGCAACGCGCUUAGGAAAGCCUCCCAAGCGCAGAGUCACUUUGGGUGGCGAGCUCCCGUCCAGCUCACGCGGAAUCUCCCAGGCCGCUGCUGUUCCGACGGAGGAGGCGCCACGCAAGGCCUUUCUCCGAGAGAGGUUCAGAGCACGGUGCUUGGAGCGCUCGCAGAAAGAUCGCGAGCGGAAGAUCAAGGGCAGACGAUGUGCGCAGAGCGACACGAGCAGUGACGGUGACGACGAGGUCAUGGACAAUGAAGAAGAGGAUGACGAGGAAUUUAUUAACGACGAGCUUUUCCGGCGCCUCAUUUCAAGCGGGAAGCGCAAGCAGCAGCAUGAAUACCGACUUUCGUAUGCGUUCGAGGUUGGUUCUUCGUUCGAUCCGGACAUGGAAGACAUGGACGAGUGGGAGCGGCAUAUCCAGCCCUUUGCUCGCUUCCCUGCGGUAGCUCAUGAGCCAAUAAGCACUAUCCCCGAAGACCUUGAUGAAGAGGAGCUCGCCGCGUACGCCGAAGAGUAUGAUCUCCAUCUGGAAGACCUGUGCCCAGAGGACGUUUUCAGUCUCAGCGACGUGGAUGACAUAACCUUGCCCGACGAAGAUAUGCAAUUGCGAGGAAAGGGAAAAGAGAGGGCGAUCGUCGCAAUGGCCGACGACGACGUCGACAUGGCCAUGCCAUGA